GUACACAGAAGCAUAUACGUAAUGAUGCUAAUGAUUAUAUUUUCUGACAAAAUCAACACAAAUAAUAAAAGAAAUCGACAUUAGAAUCUUAAUAAUUACCUUCUUUCCAUAGUCACUAUUAUUUCUCCUAUUUGUAAUAAAGCAACGUUAUGCAUCAGUGCCUUUGCUGCUUAAAGGGGGGUCCGGAUAAGGACCUGACGACGCCGUACACAUAUCUCGGCAAAACGGAGAUAUAUUCUGAUAUGCUCAAAGACUGUUUCGAUUUACAGUUGACACUGGGCACCAAUGGCGAGUGUGGGAUCUGUGAGGUGUGCGUGGGCCGCCUGCGAGAUGCGAGUGACUUCAAGGUGCAAGUGCAGCGGAGUCAGGCAGAGCUGCGGACACAGGGAGCACAUGUUAAAGAAGAAACAGAAAAUGCAGAUGGAACCUUCGAGACUGUGAUGUGUGAAGUGCAGAUUAACCUAAAGGAGGAGCCCGAGGACAGCCUGUACGCCGACCAGGAGACGGUCGGUGACCUCGUGCUGGAGCCUGAGGUGGUACAAGAUAAGACUGAAGUCCAAACAUCAAACCAGUCACCCGUGGGACUGGAUCCUCCGGAGCCCGAGUUCAUAACAGUCCGAGACACGUAUGAGCAUCCGGCGCCUCCCGCCGCGCGCCACGCGCGAGCGACACUCGAGCGCACCAGCGCCGCACGCGAACAACACGAGAGCGACAUCACCCCCUACGAGUGCGGCACUUGCGGCGCGAAAUUUAAACAAUUGGUUCUACUGAGCCAACACGUAUCAGCGGCACACAGAAAAUCACCCAAGCCAAAAAGACCCAGGGUUGUAACAAUUAAAAAAGCAAGAAUAAACAAAAAUAAAGAUAGAGACACGUCAAAGUCGUCAAAGUCAAAAAAGGAAAUGGAAAAUGUGGAAUUGUAUACUUGCGAUUCUUGUGGAAAGAUAUUCGGCAGCAGAAACGGCUUAAACGCCCAUAUGCGUACCCACGCAGAGGUAAAAGUGUUCUCCUGCGAAAUAUGUAAAAAAGAGUUUAGGUUUUUGAACAAUUUUCAAACGCAUAAAAAAAUGCACAUCGCGAAAAAAGUGUACCCCUGCGGCAUCUGUAAAAAAGAGUUUAAAUUUUUAUGCCAUUUUCAAGCGCAUAAACGAAGGCACAUAGGCGAGAAACCAUUCCCUUGUGAUGUAUGCGAUAUGCCGUUUAGUAAGUUAACUCAUAUGAUUAAACAUAAACUGAGUCAUAAAGGUGAAAAGCGGUAUUCUUGCGAAAUAUGCAAAAUGAAGUUUACUAGUGCACAGCAUCUUAAAGCACAUAAACGUGUCCGUUAUUACUCACCUGCUUAAGCUUUAUCCUGAUCAUCUUUACCCAGCGUCCACUUUCUGACUUUUUCUAACCGAAAACUUUCCAUUUUCGUUAAUUUCGGCAUCUUUUUUUGUGAGACUAUUGGCACGAUCACCUUUCGUAACGUCAAGCCAGCAUUUUAUUUAUUUAAAGUGCUAUAACACAAAAUGCAAAGUACAAAUGGCGGAUUUAAUGCCUAAUAGCAUUCUCUACAAGAAAAUUAUCGGAGUAAACGUGUUGAAAUGAUGCAAGGAGAAAAGUAAAAAGAUACUUAUUAAAUUAAAACUAUCGAAAACAUCUGAAAAACCUGAUAAAAUAAAAAUACUGGAUAUAAUUAGUUUACUAAAAUAAGAAUGCUAAUCACGUAGAAUUUCAUACAUUGACCCGCCUGUUACUAUCUCAAAUGCGUAAUAUUGCUGUCUCGCCGAUGAUGCAGGCAGUCAAUGCCACUGUGCGGAACUGCAUAUAAAUAUGCACGUGUCAUGGAAAUAGGAAAUGGCGGCCCGGCGGGUCAACGUACCAAAUUCUACGUAGUUGCCGUCCUUACUUUUACAUAUACCCAAUAACAUCCCGUGUGGACUGUAACACGAGCAAAAUAUUUAGCGAUGUGACAGACUGACGGACGUACAGAGUCACAUAAGGGUUCCUUCUGUACCUUUUUGGUACGGAACCCUAAAAACUAAACUGUAAAAUCGAUGAUAUAUUUUAAUAGCCGGGUCCACACAUAGCGAGCAUACGCGCGAGGCAAUUUCCUCGCGCACAAAACGGCCAGUGUAGACGUGCCUCGGCCGAGGCG
This is a messenger RNA of Cydia strobilella, 2137 nucleotides long. RefSeq names its product zinc finger protein 595-like. Gene Ontology annotation, biological process: regulation of DNA-templated transcription. Gene Ontology annotation, cellular component: nucleus. The record is from RefSeq and is a predicted model, not a curated record. Gene Ontology annotation, molecular function: zinc ion binding; DNA-binding transcription factor activity, RNA polymerase II-specific; RNA polymerase II cis-regulatory region sequence-specific DNA binding. Lineage: Eukaryota; Metazoa; Arthropoda; Insecta; Lepidoptera; Tortricidae. The coding region runs from base 150 to 1343 and encodes 397 amino acids. The transcript is spliced from 5 exons.